Molecule: messenger RNA, 3842 nt
Organism: Cottoperca gobio
Lineage: Eukaryota; Metazoa; Chordata; Actinopteri; Perciformes; Bovichtidae
Gene: inavab
Product: innate immunity activator b
Biological process (GO): adherens junction maintenance; positive regulation of protein ubiquitination
Source: RefSeq, a predicted model, not a curated record
GGCAGCAUAGCUUGGCUUUACUGAGCUCAAGAAGUAGCCUCUCCAACAAAAGUUACGUUUGGGGAGGAAAACGUUAUUUUAACGGUUGUGCUGUAAUUCAUCCACUCGUUUAGACCACAUAGCCGUAACUCGAGGGCUUAGUGUUGUUUUCUUCAGCUCUUUUGUCAGUGUAAACAGAAAUAAACUUCCACCUCAAAUCUGGGAUACUGGGAGCCGAUGGAGCGCAGUUUGUAUGGAUACAGAUGAGGCACGAUGCUAGCUAGGCUAACUAACUAGCUACUAAGGAAAUGGUGAGCGUCAAAGUUAUCCACUGAAGAAUAGCAACAGGAAGUCGAUUCACUGACAUGGAGGGCAACGGAGAGAUCAGUGACACUGACAGCGGCAUCAUCCUUCAUUCAGGCUCUGACAGCCCAAUGACACACACGAAGGAUGUGACCACGCACACACGGGCCAUGAAGCUCAAACACCAGGCUCUCCAAGAACGACUGGAGAUCUGCCUGCUGGAGCUGAAGAAGGUCUGCAUCCGAGAAGCUGAGUUGACAGGCCGACUGUCGGAUGAUUAUCCUCUGCUGCCAGGAGAGAAGCCUCCGCAGAUUCGCAGACGUAUCGGAGCUGCGUUUAAACUGGACGAACAAAGCUUCCCUCGAGGAGCAGAGGAGUCAGAACUGAGUUUUGUUGAUGCUGAGUUGGCGCUUCAGAUGAAGAUAUACGAGGCAGCACGCAAGCUCUUCGAGGAGGUUCACUCGAGUAAGGCUGUUAGAAAGAGCCGGUUACAGCAGUGCAAGAGAGAGGAGAAAAAACUCAAACGGCUGCAAGAGACGGCCUUUCAGCUCCGACUGGAGCACGGACGAUCAUCACCACUUCCUGCUUUUAAUAUUGCACAACACGAUCUGGGUACAUCUGAUGACAGCUCUCUGUCAGAUUCUAUAGUGCCAGAUGAAGAAGUGACAAGUCAGUCAUCCCAGCUGUCCUCAGGACUCCCCGAUCCAGGAGAGACCGAUCCUCCGCAGCCUCCCCCUGCCUCCUCACACUCCUUCACAAACGGCUUGUACUUGUCUCCAUCUGUGGCUCCACAAACCCUGCCACUGACCCCAAGCCAGUCUCCCCAUGCGAGCUUUGACUCUAAGAGUUUAAGCUCAAGCCCCGUGUGUGACCUUCCUCCCAUCCAGCACUCCCCGUGGACAGAGUCUAGCCUUGACCAACCUUACCAGAAGAACAGGAAGUCACGCUCCUCUAACAAGAUGAGCAGUCCAGCCAAAAGUGAAUUGUUGCCGCCGUUGGAGGCUGUUUUUGCUUCCCAUCUGAGGCUGAGCCGCACCCAGUCGAGCAGCACGCCUUCCACGCCAGAGAUGCGAGUACACAGACAACUCUCCCUCAGAAUAUCCAACCCUGAAUCUUCAUUUGAAAAGGACCGUGGACGCACCAGAGGUCCAAGGAGGCGACUGACAGAAUAUGCAAUAACUUUACCGGAGACUCCUCCCCCCGCGGUGAACUAUGGAAACCAUGUUAACUCCGAGGAGAGCAACUCUGAACACUCGUUUACAUCUUACAACAGCUCACCUUGUCAGGAGUUGUUCUCUGAUUUGCCCAAACAGUAUCAGUCUGCAUUCCCGCACUCUAGCCCAGUUGGCAGCUAUGGACCUCAAGCCUUCCCACGCACUGGCUUUUACCAUAAUCCCAGGCACCAAUCCAGCCCCAGUUUCCCCAAAGCCUAUUACACUGAAGAAAUGGUCUACCAACCUGACCUGGACUUGGCACGCACCUAUUACACCCAACAGGCUCCCUGUCCUUCCAACAGAUAUGAGUAUUACUAUAAAGACCCUGCCGUGCCCCACCAGAGAGCACAGAGGCCUUUACCUCCUGAUAUCAGACUCUCCCCCUCCCCGGCUCAGUGGGAGCAUCCACACUACCGCUCCAAUGGCCUCCCAAAACAAGUGGUGAAUGAGCAGCUCAAGUCAUGGCACCGCCGCAGUCAGAUGAAGUCCCCCAGGUCCCGCUCUCUUGACAGACAGGGAGCAGUCAGAGUUAAAAACAUAUCCGCUCGGGAGGCCACUUUAUACCAAAAUCAGAAGUACCAUGAACAGGUGAUCCAAAGAAGAGCUCUCCAGAGAGCUGCAGAUGACACCCAGGGGCACUGGGUUGCAGAUGACGGCUCUCACUUUGUGAGUCAAGUGUAAAGCAAGACCACUGUGGACCGCAAACUGAACAUGUGAACUCGGAGGCGACUGCAAUCAUUACAAUGAAGUGAAGCGGUCAGAAAAUUAAGUCAAAUCAACUGUUUAAGCCCAUAGCUGUUAACUUUCCAGCCUGUAUUGCAUAUAUAGAGAGCGUGAAACAACUGCAGCAUGUUAAUGUAAUUCAACAAUAACUACAGUCACCAAAGUUACAGUCAAGUGAAGUUAGUUGCAGAGCAGUUGUAUUGGAGUUGGAGCAUUUCUGUAAAAUGUAACUGUUGUUUUUAGUCACUCUGUAUGAGCUGGAUGCUUUUUAAAUGUUACUGAGGCUGUUUUAACCUACGACUCCAGCUCAAAACUGGAUAUUUGGUUCCUCAAAAAAGUAGAUAUCAUCAGCACAGAGUUUCUGUGUCAUAAUAAAGGCUCAUUUUGAGCUGCAAAGCAGGAAAUUAUAUAAUGAAAUGGCAAGUAAAGUGUUCGGAGGUAUAAGGAGCUCUAAUACGGAAAUGUCCAACAAAAUUGAACAUUGUAGUCUGAUUGUGAAAAAUGUUUUUAAAGUAACUUUUCACAUGUAACUAACAUUUAGGUCACUGUUGAAGUUAAUCUCAGAUGAAUUAUGAUUAAUUUCAAAAUAGUCACAUGUAAAGCAGUCAAGUAAACUGCUUUGAUUACUCAGUCAUGCAACAGAGUGCUGCAUUAGAUGUGGCUAUCUAUAGCCACAUAAUGCACAUUUGUUUGAGUACGUGCUCGAGACAGAUGUUUACUUUCUGCAGUUUGGUAGAUACUUUCACCUAGCUGUACGAAUGAAAUUAAUUAAUUGUAAAAUUAUGUAAAUGAGUAUUCUUUCUACAUUUGUGUAUAAUGUUGCCUUGAUUGUGUCACCAUGUCAAUGAACUUGAGCUGCUUAGAUUUAAGAUCCCAGUUUUGUCCUCUUAAACGUACUUUUGGAGGCAAAUGUGUCUUGUAUUUAAACUUACAUGUGUCUGUGUCUCUGCCAGUUAACUUGAAUUACUAAUGGACUUAAUCAACUAGUUGAAACUAGAUAUUAACUAACUCGCGUGAGUUAUAAAGUAGUACAUUUAACAAAAGCAGAGUCUUGAUGCUUGGCAGCUAUUAACGUGAUCAGUUGAAACUUAAAAUGUCCCAAGCUUUAACAGAAUUGUUUGGUUUAAACAAAAGUGUUUAAGAAACUAAGCUUCUUGUUAGAACCAGUACAACUAUGAGGUGAACUGUAUUUGAAACACUGACAAUAUGUGAUUCACAAUCAAGUCUCCAAAUCAAAAAAUCAAUCAAGCUUUUGAUGGUAGAUCAUUUGAGAAUGAGAGCAAAUUAAAACAACAGCUACACACUGACUGGUCUCUCACAGUGAUCUAUUUAUGUGUUUAUUUAUUGUGAUGUGCACCAUUCGACCCUUGGACAGUCAGACUUGUAAAAGAAGAAGACGAGGACCAGCAGCAGUAAAGGCCGUGUCUCCGUGUGUGUGUAUAUAAAACAAAGAAAAACAGACCACAAUCAUGUUACCUUGUGUGCCUCUUUUUUACUGUCUUUUUUUUAUUUAUCAGUUAAAGUAGUUUAAGUGAACCUUUAUAAUUAUGUGUUAUGUUGCUGUUGAAAUAUCUGUGAAGUGUUAACCCUGUGGAAGAAAAAUAAAGAGUAAUGUUUGCAUAG